Messenger RNA from Acromyrmex echinatior (Panamanian leafcutter ant), 2542 nucleotides. RefSeq names its product Sil1 nucleotide exchange factor (gene Sil1). Gene Ontology annotation, molecular function: adenyl-nucleotide exchange factor activity. The record is from RefSeq and is a predicted model, not a curated record. Gene Ontology annotation, cellular component: endoplasmic reticulum. NCBI's taxonomy places the organism in Eukaryota, Metazoa, Arthropoda, Insecta, Hymenoptera, Formicidae.
GAAGACACUAAGUCGUAUUCGUGGCGAGAGAGCGGCACCGGUCGGUGACCGAGCACGCUGGCUCCGGAGAUUGCAACGGGAGUCGAGAGUCUGCCGUAUCGCAAUGGCCGAAAGCCCAGCCGGCGUCUCCGGCCAGUGCAUCCCCUUCGCGCUUAAAUGGCCGACGAUUCGAAUGCGACGGAUGCGGCAACGUCGCGUCUUUUCAUUGGCUGUCGGUCGGCUCUGGUGGCGACCGCGUGCAACUACCGUCGGCGCAUUGGUUGACACACAGACGCAAUAAAUAGCGGACGCAACACGUGAACGAGUUGUUCGCGAGUCCCGCGAUAAAUGUCAUGCCGAGCAUCACGCUGACAAUCUCACAUCGCUUUUGCGCCAGCUGAUGACGAACGAUUCUGAGAUUUGCGCAUAAACGGUUCGCCUGUGAACAAUCGCAGUCGUACGCGUUCCUCUACUUCGGUGACGACGACGACGACGACGUCGUGUUGUCCCUAUCAGAAUGCGUGUUGACACGUGCAUCUUGCUGUUGUAUCUGCCGCUUGCAAUUUUCGGCAGUGCUGAAAAAAACGAGAGCGCUUUCGUGGCAACGCACGAAUGGCAGACGGUGAAAAAGGGAACUCCUAUUCCCAAAGGACUUCACGUUAGACAUAAUUUUGCAACUGGAGUAACAGAGGCUAAAUUGAUGGAUGACACAGAAGAAGAUGAUGAAAAUACAAACCGAUCCAAUUCCAAGUCAUUGACAUUACAUCCGGAUAAGUCGGUUCUAGAAAACGAAGAGCCGGAGUCUGUGAAAAUAAAGAAAGUUUCAGAAUCUUUGAAUUCUUUGAAAUUUCCUAUCGACGAAUUGAAAGCGAGAUUGAAAAAGCUUAAGCAAGAUGAAGCAGCAGAAGUAUCAAAUAUGAAUAAUGGAGAAACUCGACCAAAAACUGAGAAACGUUUUAAACGUUUUUAUGAAACUUUGAAAGAGGAACUUAAUGCUCUUAAAGUUAAUGUUACAAGCGAUUCAGAAUUAUUAAAAAGGUUUUUCCAGAAAUUUCAAUCUUAUAAAAGUAGUAUCACUACAGGAACGUUAACUAGUAUAGAGAUUGAAGAAGUAUUGGACAUUUUAAAUAAUUUAGAAUAUCUUCUUCAUCAAAUAGACAAUGCUAAAAUAUUCUCAGACAUGGAUGGGUUGACUAAGAUCAUAUCACCAUGUCUUAAUGGAACUAAUAAUGAAAUAAAAUCAGAAGCAUUACGCCUUUUAGGAGCAGCCGCCCAAUCAAAUCCAAAAGUGCAAGCUAAGGCAUUAGAAAAUGAUUUUAUUCAAAAAGUGUUGCACGUCUUGUCUACAAAUAAUAAAAUUGAAGUAAAAUCCAGAUGUCUCUUUGCUCUAAGUGCCUUAAUACGCCAGUUUCCUGCUGCUCAGAAAGCUUGGAUUGAUCAUGGCGGUUUGCAGUUACUUGGCAAGAUUCUAUAUGACGAUCAAUUACAUAUACAAAUGAAAGCAAUGAAAUUAAUUAAUGAUCUAACAAUCGAAAGACGAAACCUAGAAGAAAUUCAUGAUGCCGAACAGCGUCAACAGAGAAUGAGGGAGUACGCUAUUACAGAUUUUGAGCUAAAAUUACUGAGGCACGAUUACUGUAAACUCCUAAGCAACUUAAUGGUUAAAUGCUUCAAAGAAAAGUUAACUGGCCAAUUUAGUAUAGAAAAUAAUGAUUUUCUCGAAGUAGUCUCAGAUAGCAUGAUCACGAUAUCUCCUAUUUGUAAAACUGAAUUUAAGAAUAUUGAGCUUUUGCUUUUACCUGUUAUAAAUAAUCUCUUACACUUUUAUCAAAAUCCUAAUAUUAAACUCACUGUGGAUGAAACAGACGUUUUGAAGAGUUUAAUAUUACUGAUUGAAAGAUUAAAAGAAACUAUUUUUGAAGCACCUCAUGAUGAACUAUGAAUAUGAAUUAAUGUCUAAGGUAAUUAAAAAUAUACGAAAGUAUAUCAAAGACUACAAAUUAAAUUCCAGUCUUAUGUUAAUAGAUAUGCAAUCAUGUGCAAUAGAGCAUAGAGCUUACUUAAUAUGUAUUUGUCAGUGUAAAAAGUUUUGUCAAGAGAAGAAAAUUAAAAUUAUUGUCGUAGUAAUUAUUAAAAUAAUCUUGAAAAGGAGAUUUACUAUUUGCAGAUGAAGAUGAUUAGCUACAAUUUCCAGAUCUUUGGAAAAUCUAAGUAUAAAAAAAUAUUUUGUUAUUCUAAACGUGUUUAUUCUAUUCCUACUGUAAAUAGGUUGUCAUACUUACAGGAUUGAUCAGUGAAAAAUGCAGUUCUCGUCUCUUGCAUUCAAAGUAUGAAAUACUAGUCAUUAGAUGUCAGUUAAACUUUAAUUCAUUAUUUAAAUGGCAUAGUAAUUAGUUAUACUUGUAGCGAUUUUCCCGUUGUAAGAGUUUUUCUUUUCUAUUGGCCUAUCAAACAAUUAAAAGUCUGUAUGUUUUUCCCUUCAAGAGACGGGAACUUUUGAUAUUUGAUUUAAUCAGCUCAAUUAAUAUUUCAUGUAUACCUCAUAAUUAUGCGAGGAAUAAUU